GCUGUCAUCAGUUGUGAACGAGAAUCGCGGUGUGAUUGUUGUGCAGCUAUUUUCCUGUCUUUUCAGUAGGUUGACGCAGAAGAGUGUCAGAUUUUUUUUUUCUUUUUGCGCUGUUUAGGCAAAGGUGAAGGUGAAACCACUGCCAGCGGAAAGUGAAGAAAAAAUGUGAUUAGGUGCCAUUAUCGGGGGCAUUCGCGUCUGUAUUGUUGAUUAAUCGUUUAUUCGGUAGUUCCGGUAAUCGCUGGAAGUGGAAGUUAUCGCAAUAGAUAGUUGGGGAGGUGGUUUUUCGAGCUAGAGAAAAAGUGGAUGAAAAUGAUGUCAUCGGCCAUGAUUAUCGCCAGUGUUGUUUUCUUCUGAAAAUGAUGGUUCAAUGCAGUAAAACAACGUAGUUGGGUGGCACUGAUGUGGCUGUGGCAUGCGGAAUGUGUGGAUAGUAAUAAUAAUUUGUGAUUUUUACUAACGGAUGGUAAUUACAGAGUGAAUAUUGUUGUUGAAAAAACGAUACCAAAGGAAGAGGAUGAGAAUCUUGUUUUUGUUGCAUGACAAGGUGAAACAUGUGGAAGACGUAGCUCGUAGUGUGUAGAUAAAGUAGCACAACAGCUGUGUUUUACUCGAAUAGUGAGGUAAAAAUAGAAGCAAAGUACUAAGCGAAGUGAUUUACAUAUUGAACCCAAGUUCAUCUUCCUGGUGAUUCAAUUUGGAUUUAUCAGUGCGACCACAGUUAGCGGAACGUCUCCACGAUGGUGUUCGAGAGCAUCGUCGCCGACGUUCUGAAUCGAUUUGUCGGCGAAUAUGUGGAGAACUUGGAUAAGAAGCAGCUCAAGAUUGGAAUAUGGGGAGGUGAUGUCGUAUUGAACAACUUAAUUCUGAAGCAGAGCGCUCUCAAGGAGUUAGACCUACCGGUUAGCACACUCUACGGUCACCUUGGGAAACUGGUCCUCAAAAUCCCAUGGAAGAAUCUGUACAGCGCUCCAGUGGAAGCUAUAGUUGACAAGCUAUACAUUCUAGCCGUACCCAAUACCGACAUCCGUUACAAUGCCGAAAAAGAAGACAAAAACUCCUUCGAGGCAAAGAAAGCGGAACUGCUCCGCAUCGAGCAGGCCAAAAAGAACGAAGAAGAAAGGGACAAGCCCGUGGCGGAUAAAACGUUCACCGAAAAGCUAACCGCACAAAUAGUCAACAAUGUACAGAUCAAAAUUUCGGAUAUUCACAUCCGGUACGAAGAUACCACCACAACGGGCUUUCCGUUUGCAUUUGGCGUGACCUUGAGCAACUUGAGCGUCCACACCACCGAUAAGAAUUGGAUGCAAACCCUGGUGUCGGAAUCCGUUACCAAAAUCUACAAAAUGGCUCAGAUGGAAAUGCUGUCGGUUUACAUGAACUGCAACACCCAGCUGUUCCAGGAUCAAGAUCCGUCCAUGUACAAAAUGUUGUUCCAGGAAACGAUCGCUAGCAAGUUUCACAAGCCGGAAGGGUACCAUUACAUCUUCGGUCCCAUCAGUUCCGGUGCACGACUGGAGAUGGUUCCGAAUCCGGAAUCGGAGGAGCGUCCGUUCUCCUCACCAAAGAUAAAACUGAAUCUGUGUAUGGAAACAUUGGCGAUUGGUAUUACUAGGGUACAGUUCCAGAACACGAUGCAGUUGGUGGAAGCGUUCGGCAGAAUGAUGCGAGCCAUGCCGUACCGGAAGUUCCGUCCGUAUGGCAUUGGGUAUAAAAACAACUACAAGGAGUGGUGGUACUUUGCGUACGUUUGUGUGCUGGAGGUGGAAGUUCGAAGGCGUCGCCGAAACUGGUCCUGGGAGAACAUGAAACGACAUCGGGACAAUCUGAACCGAUACGAGGAAGCGUACAAAGUACAGCUGACGGCGAAAAAGUUGACUCCGGAAAUCAUCACUCGUUGUGAAGACCUGGAACGGGUGUUGGAUUUGCAGAACAUUAUUGUUAUCAGAAAGAAGGUGGAGUUGGAAGUGCAAAAGGAAGGGAAGAAGCAAGAAGCGGAACAGAAAAGCGGAUGGUUUAGUUCUUGGUGGAGUGGAGGUGCCAAGAAAGUGGAUGACGCGAGUAAUACUACGGAUAUAAAGAAACAGUUCGAGGCUGCCAUGACGCCGGAGGAAAAGGCCAAGCUGUUCAAAGCUAUCGGCUAUCAGGAAAGCGAUUCUCCUACAGAGCUUCCCGAGUAUUAUGUGGCUCAAAUUCUGCAAUUUGAACUGAAUUCUCUGGAGGUUUCGAUCAAAUCGGAAGUGUCCGUGGGUUCGCAGGAGAAAUUGGGCAGCCCAAGUCGGCUACUGGAAAGGGUGAUGAUGUUGGAAUUGAAGAACGUGAAAUGUGGCGUGCAGCAAAGGCCUUCGGCUGGAGCGUUGAAGGCCACGCUUCAAAUGGAAGAGCUAACCAUUUCCGGAUUGAGACAAGGAGAAGUUCUUCCAAUCAUGGUAAGAUCACAGCUGGAAGAAUCCGACACCCUGUUAGAUGUUUCUUUUGAAACCAACCCGGAAGAUAAACUGUGUGACCAAAGAGUGGUGGUAACGUCACGGCCACUGCAAAUUAUCUACGACGCGGAAACCAUUAUCCAAUUGACCAAAGUAUUCACGACUCCACGGACGGCAACCAUCUCUCAACUCACAGAUGCGGCCGCCGAGAAGUUGGUUAACAUCAAAGAGCGAUCGGCUACCGGUUUGCAGUACGCUAUCGCAAACCAUCCACGUCUGGAGUUGAACGUGGACAUCAGCCCUAGUUACAUUAUCGUUCCGCAUGGAGGCUUAUUCUGCCACCAAGAAUCGGUGCUAGUCGUUAGCUUGGGUAAGUUGAUGGUUCAAACUGAGCCCCGUCCAAUCAACCAAAAAGAUGUCCACACAAUGCACGAAGAGGGUGCCAGUCAGGAUGAAAUUCUUCGGGAAAUCAUCCGUCAAAGUUACGAUAAGUUCGUUCUGGAGAUUCGCGACGUGCAGGCAAUUGUCGCCACUCUGGACGAAGAUUGGCAAGGGACGCUUCGCUGCAGUACCGUGACAGAGAUGCAUAUAUUGGAACCAACGUCGUUCCGGAUUUCCGCCCAUCUCUCGGUGCUGGAUGAUGAUCCGAGGCUUCCCAAGUGCAAAAUUUUUGGUGAAUUACCGUCGGUCAACAUUUGCGUUACUGAACAACGCGUUCUGGAAGCGCUCUCGAUCGUGACGAGUCUGCCCUUGCCGGAGAGCGACGAAAUCCAGCCAGCUCCAAUUGCGAAGGAUAGCAAUGUGUUUAGCUCGAGCUUGUCGCUGUUAAAAUAUCUGGACGAAAAACAACAGAAGCUGACCAAAAUUCAACGACCGGUAGAGAAUUUGAAUACUUCUGAUGCGUUGGACGGCGAAGUGGUACAGUUCAUCGAUCUGGAAGUGCGAUUUGUACUGAAUGAAUGUUCUCUAACCAUUUUCAAAAUAAGUGGAACUGGAACCAGCUCGUCGGAAGUUUUCACCACCCCAACCGAAGAGUUCCCACAGUCACCACUGGAUCAAACCCUAAUGCAGCGGAAGAGUGUGACGUUCAACGUUCCGUUUACCCACGUGAAUUCCCAGAAAAUUGUGGCCUUCAAGGUGAAACAGCUGGAGAUGAACAUGGUACAGCGAACGUACGAUCUGAAGGUGGCACUGAAACUGGGUGCCGUAACGUUGGACCAAUUCCGCGUUAGGAACGAACAGGAGAAUGUGCUGAAUGUGAUCCAAACGCCAAAGUAUGAGGAUAAUGAUGAUUAUCUGUUCACACUGAACUACACGAACUGCAAGAAAAACAGUCCGGAGUUCACUACCAAGUACGAAUCCGUGGAACAGGAAGUUGGAAUAAACUUUUCUACGUUGGUACUGUUGCUUCACGAAGAGGCAUUGAAUGAAAUCAUUAGGUUGGCAAACGACUUCCAAAUGCGUAUGGAAGCAGUUAUGAAUAGUAAAAAGGAACAAGAGAUGCCGCCGCGCGAUCGAAUUGCAACUAUUUACGAAGAGGAGAGCACCGCUUCGGUGUUGCUGCACGCAGCGAAGGAGAAGCUGCCUACCAUCCUGGAGGAUGAAACGGCCACUGCUGAGCAGUCCACUAAAGCUAAUCGUAAACGACUAUCAAUUGUAGACAGCAUUAAGAUCAGAGUGAAGGCCAAGCUGGAGGAUGUCACGGUGGAGCUGCAGAAUGAUAAACGUUCUAUCGCUGUACUUGAGGUUCAAAAUCUAACCAGCAGUGCGAUUGUGAAGUCGUCAUACACUGAGGUGAACAUCCGUCUGGAGGAUAUUGUUCUGACUGAUAUUAAUCCUGCAACGAUUCAUACGAAGAUUCUGUCGAUCAUCGGAGACAAUGCCCUACAGGUUCAGGUUGUCCUGUUUGACCUGGCAGCGACCUCGGACUACAAUUCCGAUGACAUGCGUGUCGAAGUGACGAUGGGUUGUGCUCGCAUUGUGUUCCUGAAUUGGUUCGUAACGUCGGUGUUGGCCUUCUUGGACAAUUUCCAAGCGGCACAGCAGCGAAUCAAAGAAGCCAGCGCGGCAGCUGCUGAGGCUGCCAAGAACAACGUUGUCGAAGCGUACAGUAAAGCUACCCGGAUGAAGCUGGACAUCAAGGUAAAGGCUCCGAUUAUAGUGAUACCGGUGGAUUCCAAGAGCUUGAAAGCGGUGGCCAUGGACUUCGGUCAUUUGAGCAUAACGAACAACUUCCGCGAUAUUGCCACGGAGAACACACACGGUCCGGCGGUGAUCGACGAGAUGAAGAUUGAGCUGAAGGAUAUGAAGCUUUCGAAGGUCGAUGUUUGCCCGUCGGAGGAGAGUCAGAUGUCGCACGUGUCGCGGUACGGAUCGGACGAUAUGAUUUAUGGAAUUGUUCCUGAUCAGAGCGCAGUUCUCAGUCCAACUAGUUUCACGCUGAUUAUGAAGAGGAAUCUUUCCUCCGGGUGGUACCGUGAUCGACCGGAUAUGGAGAUAUCCGGGCGGCUAAAAGCGGUUGAGCUCAACUUUAUUGCUACGGAUUAUAGCGUGAUCAUGCAAAUUCUGUCCAAAAACAUGACAGAAGGUCAGAACGAGUUCAAAAAGCCUGUGCUUAAAACGGAGAAGUCACCCAUCAGUCCUCAAGUCAUUAACUAUACUACUUCCGCCGCUGGCAUAUCUGCAUCAUCCGAUGCUAAAACCAACUGGUCCGCUGUAGCCAAGCGUGCCACUGCUAAACCUUUCGGCGUGGACGUGGCUCAAUUGAAGGCAAAACAGGAAGCCGCAGCACGUGAGAAGGAAGCUGCCAAACAAAAGGUGGACACAUUCCUGAAGUUCAGCUUCCAGAUCGAUAGUAUCAACAUCAAGUUGUACACUGCUCCGGAACAAGGACUGGCCGGUUUCGAAAUCUACUACCUGUCCCUCCAGGGAAAGAAGUUAACCGAUGGCUCGCUGAAUACGGCCAUCAUUUUGUGUGACAUUCGACUGGACGAUAUUCGUCCGCACCGGGAGAAUAUGUUGACGCGGAUGAUGGAACGACGGUCGAAUGAUCCCAAGAUAAGCAUCGCCAGUGGAAGCGAUGAUGAGGAAACGGCUGCCUUGAUGGCUCCGCUCCACUCGAUGAUCGAUAUCACGUUCAACAUGAAGGAGAACGACAUGUUUGCUGAUGUGAAGGUUUCCAGUUUUAAUUUAAUUUUGUCGGUGGACUUUCUGUUAAAAUUGCAACAGUUUUUGCAACCGGAAGAGCUGGUGGAACAGAAGGCGCUGCAGGCAGCGGAGGAGCAAGCCAGACGAGAACGGAAGUCUAGCACUUCUAUUGCUCCCACGGAAAAAUCCGAAGUCGGUCAGAUGACGUUCAUAAUCAAAAUCGAACAACCCGAUAUCAUUCUGGUGGAGCAGAUGGACGACAUCAACUGUCACGCUCUGAUUCUGAACAACGAAAUCUCCCUAAACGUGCGCCUGGUGGGCGAACGUCAAGUGAUCAAAGGUGAACUUAAAGACUUCUGUCUGUACUACGCGGAGUUCAAUCCGGAGCGACGCAACGAUACCAAACACUUUGUGAUCAACCCUUGUUCGAUUAGUUUGAACGGGUCGACGCCCGAGGGCAAGGGUCUGCAUCUGAGUUUGAACUCGACCAAUAUCAAGAUCAGUGUCUCGCCGGCCGUUAUUGAACUAAUGAACAAUGCUUUGCAAACGCUGACGGCAAACGAACAGGCUAAACUGGAUGAAACGCAAGCGCCGGAGGAUUAUAGCAGACUUUGGGAUAUCAAAGGGUAUGAUCCGGAUGAUUUCUGGUUUAUUCGGCCGGAGUUGGCCGAGGAUGCGCUGAGUUUGGAGUCUUUGCGUACGAUCGACAUCAAGGAGGAGAAGUGUAUGGUUGAAGUACCUUCCAUAUCUCUGAUCAUCGAAACGGGCUUGGGGAUUAAUACUAUUCCUAUGCUUUUCAUCGAAACUAGCAUGCAGGCAGAGGUUUCCAACUGGAGUUCGGAUAUGAACAUUAGCAGCUCUCUGCGGUUGAGCAUGUCGUACUAUAAUCAGGCGUUGGCGCUGUGGGAAUAUGUUAUUGAGCCGAAUGAGGUGGAACAGCCUAACGGAGCAAUCGAGAACGUUCCAUGGGAAUUGACCUUCGAGCUUGAAGUGGAUCACCACGAGGAUCGCUCGAGAGAUCCCACCACCAAAAUCAACAUAGCCUCCAGAGAUAGCUUGGAAAUGACGGUUAGCAAGACCUGUUUGGAUGUGUUCCAAAAUUUGGGGAAGGCUUUCUCAGAGGCGAUCAAACGAGAGGGAAUAGUGAAGGCAGAGAUUGUUGCCCCGUAUACGGUUCAAAACGAUACCGGUCAAGACAUUAAAAUUAAUUUUGUCAAAGGAGAUUUCGUUAUACACGCAUCUCACUUGCAAUCGAACAAAGUGGACGAACUGAUUGCUAUCGAGCAGACUGGUGAACAGGAAGUUAAUAGCUGUAUUGUGAUGCCGAACGGUCGACUGCAUUUGGAACCCCGCGAAAAAGACUGUGAUCUGUCAAUGCUCACUGUGAUGCAAGACAACGAAAAUAGCGCUAAGAAGAAGUUCCUCAAAGUGAUCAUCGGAGAUACGGAGAAGGAACUGAAUCUUCCGGUCUACAAGUCCGACAAGCGAUACUUCCCCAUUUUCCGCAAGACCGAUCAGGACCCUUGGGCCAUCAUCUCCGAGGUAAAGAUCGAGCACGGCGCCACUGUCGUGGUGUUGCGAGGAAUCGUCCAAAUCUACAACCACUUCACUGCCCCCAUCUACGUUCAUCAGUUCAUCGACCACGAGAAGUACGUGGUCGGUGAAGUUCGCCCGGGAGGAUUCUUCAACGUGCCGUUGUAUUUCCUGUACAACCACAUGGAUCUGCACUUUUCGAUGAAGGGUUACCACUCGUCGGCGCAGGGAAUCAGCUGGAAGGAGUCGCCCAACAAUUUGAACAUGAUCAAAUCGUUGCAGUGCGACCCGAUCAGGACGUUUGAGCCGUUCUAUAUUAAUGCCGUUCGCGAACGUCACGACGUGUUCCACGAGGUCACCUCGAAGCACACCAUGCUAAGCGCUUGCUUCGAGAUUCACCUGCGGCCACCGUUGAUGCUGCGGAACGCAUUGCCCAUCGGGUUGACCAUUUCGGUGGCGGGAUGUUCGGUACGGCGUGAGCUGGAGGCCGACAUAAUAACCAGCACCGAGAGUCUAUCCACCCAGUCGACCAUCGUUGGUGAAGACUACCUGGACUAUGGAGAGAAGUUGCUCCGUCCGGGAGAACUGCUGCACCUUCCGACGGUGAAAACAGCGGCCCGAUCAGCUACGGAAACAUCUUACAUCGUAGCAAGGCUCGUGAAUUACCUGGAAAAAGAUUGGUCCUGUACUACGGAGAUUCCAGCGCAACCGCCGGAGUUUGGCGUAUGGACUUUCAAUGCCUACGAUUCGGUGGAAGUUAUGUCCCUGCAACUUGGUGUUAAAUACGAAAAUCGCACGGAUGGAUUGACACUAACAGUAUACUGCCCCUUCUGGAUGCUCAACAAGACGGGUUUGAUGCUCAGCUAUCGGAAAUCGCGUAAAACCGAGAAGAAAGAGCUGGCGGGCAAAAACACCACGUACAAGCCCAACGAUGAGAACACCAACAUCCUCUACCAUCCGCCGGAAUACGAGGGACCGAUUCUGUUCUCGUUCCGGGAGAAGGCAUUCUUCGGCAAAAAGAAAGCCGCCAUCCGGGUCGAUACCGGCGAGUGGAGCGAGAAAUUUUCUCUGGACGUGGCUGGAUCGAGCGGGGUGAUCGAUUGCCACGCGAACCAUAUGACUUAUCAGAUUGGAGUGCACAACACCCUGACAAAUAACUCCCUGACCAAGCAGAUCGUGUUCAUGCCGUACUUCGUGCUAAUCAAUCGGGCGGAUUUUGACGUAGAAGUGCAAGAACAUUUGCGCCCGGGUGAUCCCUGGACCCGGGUCAAGCGUGACGAUUGCGUUCCCCUAUGGCCCAAAACGGAAGAGAACCGAAUGCUGCGGGUGAAGGCAGUCGACCAGUCGCAAAUUACGGCUCCCUUCAAGUACACCGAAGUGCAGUGUACGUUGUUGCAGUUGAAGAACCGAUACGGUGGGAUCAGUGUUGAUGUACACGUUACGGAAGGCGCCAUCUACAUUACGUUUACGGGGUACCACGCGGGUGAUGCUCCAGCAAUGCUGAUCAAUCACACGGUUGAGGCGUUUGCUUUCAAGGAGAAAGGGGAUGUAAAUGGUAAGAUUUUGAUGCCGAACCAAAUGGUAUUGCACACGUGGGUCAAUCCAGCCGGUGAGAGGAAGAUCGUUUGGGACAGUGGAGCUAAACUGGUUACGAUCGAGAACGAUCUACGACGGGACGAUAUUAGUGAGUUUAAAUCUCCAACGGAUAGGGACAUCUAUUGGGUAUCGUUCUUGAAUGGUACACAACGGGUGUUGCUGAUCACCGAUAAUGCCAAUAUCGCAUACGGGGUACACAGUGCCAGUCGACUGGAUCAGGUGACGCAAGAGAUAAAACUGGAAAUUCACGGCGUUGGUCUAUCGCUGGUGAACAACGUGAUUCAGAGCGAUCUGAUGUACAUAGGAAUCGCGAGCUCCGGAGUAAUUUGGGAGGAAUGCAAGCGUUCCGGUCGCUUCAAGCAAAUGAAGAUCCAGGAAACGUAUAACGUGGAAAAUCUGUACCAGCAAUACCUCCGGGACGUGGAGGUUGGCGCCGCCUCCAACAAGAAGUACUAUCUCGAAGGCGAACGGCGUGCCGAAAUAGACUUCUUCAAUCGGAUCAUCAAAAAGUCCACCGAUAGAGCGAUCAAGCGAACCUUCUACCCCGGUCUGUGGUUCGAGAUCAAAUCGUCCUCUCAUCAGAUGCAGUUCCACGCAAAGAUUAACCGCAUCCAGAUCGACAACCAGCUGGCUGAUUGUAUUUUCCCUGUGGUGCUGGCACCGAUUCCACCUCCUAAGAGUGUAGCCGCAACAACCGAGUUUAAGCCGUUCAUCGAGAUGAGCAUGGUGCAACGGAUCAUUCCACACUCCAACGUCAAGCAGUUCAAGUAUUUGCGAGUACUGAUGCAGGAAUUCCACGUCAAGGUGGAUUUGCUGUUUGUGAAUGCUAUUUUCGAGAUGAUCAGUACGGAAAUCACGGAGGCGGAAGCAAAACGUCUUUUCACAGAGGAUCUGAAAGUGCAAACGCAACCGUUGCACGCACAUGUGGCCAUUCAAUCGCAGGCGGAAGUGAAGAACUUCUACGAUAAUCUCCACUUGGGUCCGCUCAAAAUCCACGUGAGCUUUUCGAUGGCCGGCUCGGAAUCGAAGGCCCUACCGGGCAUUCUUUCAACCAUCCUGCAAGGCGUGGGUGUGACACUUACCGACAUCAACGAUGUAGUGUUCCGGCUGGCUUUCUUCGAACGGGAGUUCCAGUUCCUGACACAGCGCCAGCUGGUGUCGGAAUGCGUCACUCACUACAGUGGCCAAGCCGUCAAGCAGCUGUAUGUGCUGGUGCUGGGAUUGGAUGUGAUCGGAAAUCCGUACGGUUUGGUGGUUGGCUUUACGAAGGGCGUCGAGGAUCUGUUCUACGAACCAUUCCAGGGGGCCAUUCAAGGUCCGGGCGAGUUUGCCGAGGGGCUGGUACUCGGUGUUCGGUCACUGUUUGGCCAUACGGUUGGCGGAGCGGCUGGUGCUGUAUCCAAGAUCACCGGAGCCAUGGGCAAAGGUUUGGCCGCGCUAACGUUUGACGAUGAUUAUCAGAAGAAACGACGGGAUGCAUUGAACAAAAAGCCAGCCACCCUGCAGGAAGGCAUUGCUCGCAGUGGCAAAGGGCUGGUGAUGGGAGUAUUCGACGGAGUGACGGGUGUUUUCACCAAACCCAUCAGUGGAGCCAAGGAGGAAGGCGUCGAAGGGUUCUUCAAGGGCCUUGGCAAGGGAGCUGUGGGAUUGGUGGCUCGUCCGAUUGCCGGCGUGACUGAUUUUGCCAGUGGAAGCUUCGAUGCGGUGAAGAGGGCCACCGAACUGUCGGACGAAGCUGCUCGAUUGAGGCCACCGCGGUUCCUGCACAAGGAUGGCAUCGUAAGGCCGUACAACAAAAAGGAGGCCGAGGGAAAUAAGCUGUUGAAGGAUAUUGACAAAGGAAAAUUUACGGCGACUGAUACGUUUGCGUACUACGAGACUGUUGUUGACAAUAAGGAUGUUGUAGUUCUAACAGAUUGCCGCAUAAUCUAUGCUACGAAGAGUGACUUAUUUGGUGGAUGGCAGUGCGAAUGGACCCACCGGUGGACCGAAAUUAUGAGCAUUUCCACGCUAAACGACGGCAUCGAGAUGAUUCUACGCAGCAAGGAUGGAAAGUCAGCCCUGAAGAAGAUGUUCGGUUCGUCUGGGCAUCAGAAGAAGAUCCUGCUCAUUCCGACCGCGUACCGCCGGAACCGUUUGGCCGAAGUGAUGGAACGGUUGCGGCAGCGCGCUGAAUGAUAACUGCCCCUGUGUAUAGAGCCGGAUUCUCAUACCAAGUCUAGUCACAUUGGCCCAGUUUGUUCGGAGCGGGAUGUGAACAAACGAUCAACGAUGUGCGUAUUGUUACACAUUACAUACUUAUAUCGUCUACAUUUGCUUGUGUGGCGACCAUCAAAUUCACUGAGACGCUUUAGCUCGUACCAUGUUUGAUUAUAUUGAACUGUUACAUUUAUAAUCGGUAGAAGUUAGCAAGUUUAUAAUUCAGCGCAGAUUAUCUGCCCGUGAAUAAACUGAGGUGAUAUUUAUUCCAGUUAUAUCAAACAGAAACAUAUGAACGAUUAGAUGGCUUUAGGCUUUAUAUUAUACCAUUGAAUAUUCGCGUCCAUGUAGUUAUUGAGGAUUUAUUUCACCAUCGGACAAUUAGUUUUGCAAAUUAGAUAGCUGACGAAUUUUUUUUUCUUUCUGCGUUAGCAUACCUAAGAACAGACUAUUUUACAUGAGUUUGUCCCCACUUAGAUAACCCAAUCUUAUCCGAUAGUAAAUCAAACCCUCUAUUGUUAUUCAUAUUCGUCAUUUCACAUGAAUCAUGUGCUACAGAUAACUCGUUUUGAUUUUACGAUUAUCUUACCCUCACACUGAGUGGUUGAUGACAGAAUCGUACGAAAAUUGAGACCAAAUAGUUGAUAGAAAUGAUCAGCAUACCACACACGUGGGGAAAUGCUUUGAUAGUAAUCUUAUCUGUAUGUUAACAAAGCCGAAGCAAUCACUUUUAUCCACUGAAAACACGACACGCUACUACCGAAUACGUUUAUCCUACUUUUGUAUCAUGAUGGGUUCGUUCGUUUGUAUGGAAAGUACAAAUAUUCGACUGUUAAAGGGAAACGAUUUAAUUAGAUCGGGUAAUAAUAUAUUAGAAACCUCUAUUAUUGCUUAAUUGCUAGAUUUUUAUUCAUAUAAUUACGAUGAACCUCUUCUUUUUCGGUAUUUUUCUUUUUCUACAUAAAUUCAAUAAAUGUAACAAAAUUAAAA
Molecule: messenger RNA, 11891 nt
Organism: Aedes albopictus (Asian tiger mosquito)
Lineage: Eukaryota; Metazoa; Arthropoda; Insecta; Diptera; Culicidae
Gene: Vps13
Product: intermembrane lipid transfer protein Vps13
Exons: 26
Coding region: 741-10880 (3379 amino acids)
Biological process (GO): protein retention in Golgi apparatus; protein targeting to vacuole
Cellular component (GO): extrinsic component of membrane
Source: RefSeq, a predicted model, not a curated record